AUGGUGCUGAGAGAUCUCCGCGCAGUCGAGCCCGGCACACCGCCGCGCGACCACCGCAGCCCGGCCAAGAAUUAUCCGACGCCGGAGCCGUCAGCGAAUCCGUACCAGGAGGAACCCGUAGUGGGCAGGAAAUGGAGAGGCAGCUGGGGAGGUGGCCUGCUAUCUGCGCCCUCCAAGCGCUCACGUUGCCCCAAGCCCUGCACAGUCUUCAUCACCAUUCUGGUCCUGCUCGCCGUGCUGCUGAUCGGCCUAACCAUCGGCCACUUUGUGGCCCCCUACGUCAGAACCAUGACCUACUUGCAUGCGCCUGCACCGGCGCCGGGCUUGGAGGCGGUCCCUGCAGCGGCGGGCAUGGACAGAUCUGGCGGCCAGGACGGAAGCAGCAUAGAAGGCGUGGGCAUCGGGCUACAGACGGACUACCCAUCAACGAUUCCGGCAGAUGGGACUUCUGUCACCCCCACGAGAAAUCCCUUCCUCGACGGGGCAAAAAGGCAGGGGUCGGGAUCCACCACACUGACCCCGGACGGCCAGGGCCCUUAA
Molecule: messenger RNA, 540 nt
Organism: Coccomyxa subellipsoidea C-169
Lineage: Eukaryota; Viridiplantae; Chlorophyta; Trebouxiophyceae; Coccomyxaceae
Exons: 3
Coding region: 1-540 (179 amino acids)
Source: RefSeq, a predicted model, not a curated record